AAAAUCGAUCAUAUAUUUUGUAAACAAAGCAUAUCUAUAAAUAAUUUGCAAAUGUAAAUAGAAUGCCGUAAACAAGGUGAAAUCCACGAUUAUUUGUGACUAAUAUCCAUUUCUGAAAACUGUAUAAUCACAAAUUAACAAAGAUUGCUCAUGAUCAAGACGUAUAAAUCCUUUUAUUUUACCAGAGGUUAAAUAUAUUGUUUAUACAAAUCAGUGAUAAAAAGGUCAUGGUGGAAAACAGAGCAAUAAAUAUUUUUAAUUAAAUUAAUAAUUUGCGUCUUAUAGUUUAUUCAGUUCAAGUGAUCCCUUUGAUAGACAUGAUUUUUACGAAGCAGCUUUUGUUGCUAUUACUGAAUGUUAUUUUAGUAAUAGCAGGUGAUACUGAUAGUAAUAACAACGAAAAUGUAAUUUCUGCUGUUAUACACUAUUUACGUAAGCAAAAUCCCCAUUAUUACUACACCAGUGGUAACAUCGCUCAAUCUUAUAUUAAGGAUAAUAAUUUAUAUGUCCAAAGCGAUAUUGAAGCAGUCUGUACACGUCCUUGUACAGGGGGUACUCUAAGUUGCAAUUCCGUAUUAGAGAAGUUGGAAGGUGACGAAGAUUGGAAGGUAACUUCAACGAUUUGUGCUCCGAAAGAACCGCAUUUUGAAGGGAUAAAAGAAUCGUCGCCAGUAUCAGAAAAACCUCUUGUACAAGAGUCGAAAAAGAUUGCUUACAACGAACCGGCUAUUAUUUCGAGAAGAUCGAAGGUAUGUGCAGGGUGUCCCAUAGAUAUUGACACCAAUGCCGAAGGUGUAAAUAAAUUGGUGUCUGCAGCUUUAAAGCACGUUGAAAGCGAAAGAGCAGCAAAACACGUUGUUGUUAAAGUCCUGAGAGUCCAAGAACAGGUGGUGUCAGGAAUUAAGUAUACAUUGCUAAUAGAAAUCGCCCCUACCAUAUGCGCGAAGAGCGUCGGCGCAUUGGAAUGCCCUAUAGAUUCAGAAAAAGAGCAGUUCAUAUGUGAAGUAGAAUAUUGGGACAGACCAUGGUUGCACAGUUCUUCAAUCAUCAAAAACAAUUGUACAACUUCGCAGGAUUAUCAGUUGGAAGAACCAAUUAAUACCACUAAAAAACCCGAAAUACAGCCGGACUUUUUAUCCGAAUUGGAGGCUCAAAUUAUUCCCGAAUCCGAUUCGAAACACCACAAAGAUCACGUCAAUAAAAAUUACCAAGUACCGACGGUUCAUUAUCCCGACUUUGAUUUCGUGCCAAUUCCUGAAGUCAUAGUAACUAGAAGGCAAAUACGAGACAUUAGCAGUGGCAGUUCGUCAAAUACUAAUGAUGGAAACGACAUUAGAAAGGAUGAUAUUUUUAGUUCAAGCAGUUCCUCAUCAGAAGAAGAUGACGGAAACCAAACAAAAAAGAAGAAUUACCAAGGUAGUUCCAGCAGUUCCGGAAGCAGCAGCAGUAGUAGCAGCUCCGAAGACAAUACCCACAAAAAUGGCGAGAACAAAAAAGAAGACAUCGACGGCCUCCUUCCGGUAAUCCAGAAAUAUUUGAACUCAAAACACAUCGAAGUAGUUAAAUAUUCCAAAGUGGAUUUGGACGAAACCCAUUUUAAACUGGACAUACUGGUUGAAAAAGAAGGCGAUUAUGAUGAAUGCAGAUUGCACGUAAUCAAAGAAGGCAAUGGAUCCAAUUCCGUAGUGAAUAAAAAUUGCGGCAAGGAUAGAUUUAAAAGGGCGCAUUUAUUAGGCGGUGUUGUUAAUGUCGAUUUGAACGAUCCUGCCAUUAAAUCGUUUUUAAACACCGGUUUGCAACAUCUCGAUUCCCAAUCGAUCCAUGCUAACAGAUAUAAAGUCAAGGAAGUACUGAAAGCAACCAAGCAGCCUGUAAGCGGUACUCUUUGGAAAAUAAAAGCCAAAAUCGUUCUGUCGAAUUGCGAGAAAGGUAAAACCGAGGAGAUCGAAACUUGUGGAGAGAAUUCCGAUCCGCACGAACAAAUUUGCGAUAUUGUAAUAUACGAUGUACCUUGGAUAAAAGAGGGAAGGCAAACUAACAUAACUUGUGACCAUGAAGAGUAUUCUUUUAGGACUAGAAGAGACACAAACUUCAUUGAAGAUUCAUCGAUCGAAUUAAGAUUUCUACAAUUCAUAAGCCAAUUUCAAAAGGAUUACAAAAGCAAACUCGAAUAUUUACUACGCUUGAGAAUAUUCAAGGACAAUCUGUACCGCAUAUAUCUCUUUAAUAAGCACGAAAAAGGUACUGCCCAUUACGACAUUACGAAAUUCGCCGAUCUCACCCCUGCCGAAUUCUCCCACCUUCACGGUUUGCGAACGGACCUCCGCAGCGACAACGACGUUCCUCUGCAGAAAGCCGCCAUUCCCGACGUCGAUUUACCAGCGGCGUUCGAUUGGCGCGACAAAAACGCCGUCACCGAGGUCAAAAACCAAGGGAUGUGCGGCAGUUGCUGGGCAUUCAGCACCACCGGCAACGUCGAAGGCCAGUACGCCAUCAAGUACAACAAACUGAAGGAGUUCUCCGAACAGGAAUUGGUCGAUUGCGACAAAUUGGACGAUGGUUGCAAUGGCGGUUUGAUGGACAACGCCUAUAGGACAAUAGAACGAUUGGGAGGUUUGGAAUUGGAGAGCGAGUAUCCUUACGAUGGGGAAGACGAGAAGUGCCAGUUCAACAAAUCGAAAGCGGUCGUUCAAUUGAAGGGAGCAUUGAACAUCAGUCACGAUGAGACGGAUAUGGCUAAAUGGCUUACCAAAAACGGGCCCAUUGCUAUAGCAAUAAACGCGAACGCGAUGCAAUUCUACGCGGGCGGAGUGUCGCAUCCGUGGAAAACGCUGUGCAAUCCCAACGAGUUGGAUCACGGCGUUCUGAUUGUUGGUUACGGAGUUCACACCUAUCCGUUAUUUAACAAAACUCUUCCGUACUGGAUUGUAAAGAACUCUUGGGGUAAAACUUGGGGAGAGCAAGGAUACUACAGAGUUUAUAGAGGAGACGGUACGUGCGGUCUGAACGAAACUCCUUCGAGUGCCAUCGUGGCUUAAUCAGUUCUUUAGUUUACUCAUGUACUAUUAAUGUAAGAGGAAUGUUAUUUUAUGCUCUCUAAAAUAAAAAUCUAUCAUUGUUCGUAA
This is a messenger RNA of Phyllotreta striolata, 3125 nucleotides long. NCBI's taxonomy places the organism in Eukaryota, Metazoa, Arthropoda, Insecta, Coleoptera, Chrysomelidae. The record is from the annotation of a GenBank genome assembly.